AUGCAACUCCGGGUUUCGCUUGCCGCCGUCGCAUUGGCACUGGCCGUCGUCGCUGUGGCACUCGGGCCUGGCGUUGAGGCACGACCGAUGCACGCGGCUAUUGUCUCCAAGUACCAUCGGUACUUGGAGGAAAAGGACGAGGUGCAGACGGAGUUGGAUAAGUGGCUCGAAGUGUACGGGAAAGAAGGUCGCGGGUUCAUUCCAGUGACCGAGUCCCGAAGCACUGAAGACGAGCGAGAAGACCAGCUACAGCGGUUUUACCUCACGACGGAGCUGAUCAAAGAGGCGCGAGCAGCGAACCCGUUGGCGGAAUUCGGGACGCAGAACCCCUUUACGUUGAUGACCAUGGACGAGUUCCAGCAAUUCCUUCAGAACUCCCAUGUGAGUGCUUAUGCCGAUGCGGGACCUUCACAUGGGACCAAGCCAUCUCGAGGCAAGAACAGCUCGCUGUCAUCGAAGUAUGGGCCGCCGGACGGACAUGGUCACGAUAGCACGGAAGGGGUUGCUCGACAGAAAUCGUCAGAGAUCUCCAUGGAAGGUCCGAGUCCAGCAGCUACUUCAGGAGGACGUCACCUUCGGGAGGCCGAGGAUCGUCCGCUCUCGAUUCAGAUAGGAGGGUUCAGCAUCAAUAGUGACCUGGGGUUCGAACCCACGUCGGAAGCUGACGCGCAAACGACCGAGCAAACUGAACUCGGUGAACCCGAUCAAAGCAGCAGUCCUAGCACCGGUAUCGGUGGAGACAACACGAACGGAGGUUGGAAUUUCGGAGCUGUCUCGAUUGGUGACGGUGCCCAAGUUGCGCCAGUCUCCGAGGGUACUGCUGCUAGUCCCAAUUGGCGGCGAGCAUCUAGUUGGAGUAGCACGAGCUGGUGGGGCACGGGGGGAAGUGGAGACGCAAAUGCUGACACGAGUGCUCGUACGUGGACAUUCAAGUCGGGAACUGGAGACUCGAAUGCUGGCACGUGGAACUUCCCGUCGACGAUGUUGUCCGGAUCGAAUUCGCAGGGGACCCUUGCGGUUAACCCGCAGUGGACUGUCGAUCUAAACUCACAGGAGACUCCAGCCUCGGACUCGCAGCGGAUGCCACCACCAGAUCGAGCGUGGACGCCAGUAUCAGAGUCAGAGUGGACUCCAACAUCAGAGCCGCAGGAAGCUCCCGCAUCAGAGUCACUAGAGUCGCAGGUGAUCCCAACAUCGGAGUCGCAGGAAGCUCCCGCAUCAGAGUCGCAGGAGAGCUCAGCACAAGAGUUGCUGGAGCCUCCAGCCUCGGACUCGAGCUUGACUGGACCUUCUUCAGCUUCGUCACGACCGGAACUUCCUGCUUCCGACCGUAAGCCGUCUGCUGCACAGCCCCCUCCCUAUUCCGAGUCGACAAGAGCUCCAGCUCCGUCCAGUCCGGCCGCCGUAAGUCCCGUAACACCUGCGCCCAAACGUGCACCUGCUGUUGCUCCUGUCAGUGACACCGCCUCGACGACCGGCAGUUCUUCAUCGAGGGCAAGUGACUCAGUUCCAAGCUCGGACGCUGUUGACUGGAGCUCGUCCCCUUGUGUCCACGCUCCUAGUCGGCAAGGUCGGUGUGGCAGUUGCUGGGCGUUCGCCUCCAUUGCAGCCCUCGAAGCUGCUCAGUGCCUUCACCACGGCGACAAGAACGCCUCGUCGUAUUCCAAGCAGCAGCUCGUGAGCUGCGACACCAAGAACUUUGGCUGCAGCGGAGGUGCUCCUGUCUACGCUCUCGAGUACCUCCGGGACAAUGGCGUCUGCACCGAGAGCAGUUACGAGUACACGUCCACCGAAGGAGGGGAACCUGCUGCGUGCACCAAGUCGUGCACCCCCGUCAAGUCCGGGAUCAAGGAGGUCAGGAAGCUCGAACCGGGCGACGAGAGCGCGUUGCUCCAGGCCUUGAACCAGCAGCCGGUCAUUGCGUCCGUCACGUCCAACAAUCCGAUCUGGAAACAGUACAUCAAAGGGGUCAUCACUUCGUGUCCAGCAGCGCCGAACGUGGACCACGCGACGCUUGUCGUGGGCUACGAUGCCACGACGUUCAAGAUCAAGAACUCGUGGGGCACCGAGUGGGGCGAACGUGGCUACGUGCGCAUCAGUCGCAGUGCAGCGAACAUGGGUACAUGCGACGUGCUCAAGGACAUGUCGUACCCGGAACUAUAA
Molecule: messenger RNA, 2163 nt
Organism: Peronospora matthiolae
Lineage: Eukaryota; Oomycota; Peronosporomycetes; Peronosporales; Peronosporaceae
Source: the annotation of a GenBank genome assembly